This is a messenger RNA of Clavispora lusitaniae ATCC 42720, 3054 nucleotides long. The record is from RefSeq and is a predicted model, not a curated record. Lineage: Eukaryota; Fungi; Ascomycota; Pichiomycetes; Serinales; Metschnikowiaceae.
AUGAUUGUCUUAGAUGCACUGUUUCCUGUCGGAUUAUCAACUUUACUAGACGUGAACCUUUCUUUCAAGAUACUUAACGAUGUACAGUCCACCACUGAACGAUCUUCAAGGUCCCUUCAGAUUGAAUCUCAACAUUUUAGGGUGUGCUUGAGUCCCCCUGUCGUUUUCAAAAUUUCAGAGCUAAUAGAUGGCCUUUCCCGAGUAAUCAAGAUGCAUGAGGGUCUGUUGAGCAAAAUUAGACCAAGACGCGACGAAAAGGAAGGUAGUAAGGAAGCUGUUAUUUUGUCAUCAAAAACACGGAAAAUGCACUUUUCAUCCGUUCAUGUUUUGUCCUACAACUUCUGUAUUGGAUGGCUUUUUGGUACACCCCACAAAGAUUACCCAGGUUUUAUUCUCGGCACAGAACGAUUUUUUGCGGUUUUAAAGGCAGAUUUGGGAAAGUUAUCUUUGAUGGAGGGAUACUUGUCAGUUGCCAAUGGAACUACAGCUUCAAGUUUCUACAGCACGCUGUCGGAAUUUAAUAACCUUAAUCGCGCCUUCAUGCCUAAGAUGCAAUUAAAUUACAUUGUGACAGAUAGUGAGAGUUUAUGGUUCAGUCUCAAAGGUGACAUUUUGGAUGUUAGGUUUAUGUCCAAUUCCAUCAUUGUCAUAGAGCGUGCGAUUGAAUCUGUUGCAACAGUACAAAAAUACUAUGAUGAUAGGUCAAGGACGCAACGGAGAAGAAGAGAGCUCAUGACAGAACUCAAGGCUGAGAACAAGAAAAAAGAAAAUAGCAGGUGCUCACGUGCAUUUAAGAAGAUUCAAGUCACUUCCAAGUUUGCAGGCGCCAAGGUAUUUGUUUAUCGUUUGCAAGAAGAAGAUGAUGUCACUGGAUCUCCCCCAUCUUUAUCGUUACAUUCACCUGCAGUUCUGAUAGCAGUCUUUUACAAAUACACCAAGAAACUGAAGAGGAGUCAUACAGUUAAGAUCGAGAUUUUGAUGUCUCAAUCCGAUAACACGUUAUACUCUUCAUGUGUGCCUAUUUUGAUGGAUGUUAUUGAUGCAUCAAAGCUGAUGUUCCGCACAUCCAAGCCCAACAGCGAUACUGAGAACCCAAAGGUUUCAAAUGAUCAAAACUCAACUGAACCAACUGGUGGAGGACUGAACGAGAGCAUUGCGAAAAUGCUCAACGAUAUUAAUUUCCAGUUUGGCUUCAUUGUGGAAAAACAGAGGUUUUCCUUGAGUUGUGAGCCAACUGCAAAAGUGGCAGCGGUUGUGGUCUUUGAUGGGGCAUCGAUUGUUGCAUGCACAGGAAUUGAAACUGUUAGCUCUAUCUAUGUCAUUGCGCAGGUAGAUCCCAUUGCAGCUUCCUUACAACACAUUUAUUCAGACGAAAGAAGUGGAUUUGUGGAGAUCAAUAAUAUUAUGUUCUCCAACGUUAUAAAGCUCCAUCCGUCCAUCGAAAUUGUCUCAUCCACCUCGAUAACGGACAUCGACGGAUAUAUCAAGAUGAAGCAAUACCAGGAUCUUGAUUUAUUCAAGGACAUAUGGUAUCCUAAGAAGUACCAUACACGGACACCUAGCGUUACAAACGAGGUGGACUUGGCGGGGGCUAAAAGCACGUACACAAAAUUCAAAGAAGUUUCAUCCACGUAUGCCAUUCCGUUUUGGCUUACGAUGCUCAUUUCUAAUUUUUCGUUAGAGGUUGAUUUUGGUGCAGCAUUGGGUACUGUAACUUUAGACGUUGACCGCGCUUGGGCGAUCUCAAGAAAAUCAUCUGACUGGCUUUAUGAGCUUAAACUCGGUUUGCAAACUUUGGAAGUGGGUUCUCAAGGUCGUUUGGGUGGCUAUGUCAAAGUAGAGCGUCUUUUUGUCACAUCAUCAGUGGAAUGGAAGCUCAAAAAGAUUCCGCUACUAGAAAUUCCAUUAGUGCAUUUGGCAGGAGGGGUAGAGUCUCUCCAAUUGAAGGCAGCAUUUGAUAAUCACCAUUUUGCAUUCUUUAGCUUAGAGGGAUUCAGAUUGGAUGCCUUCAAUCGAAAAAAUGGUAUUAAUAUUUCGAAAGAUCAUCUUUUUGUGCUCAUCAAGUACGACAGUGCUGACGUUAUGUUAACCUCGCUUGCUGCCUCCGAAUUCUACGACAUUUACAAUACAGUGUCCAGAAUGAUGGAAGAAAACAAAACGUCGUACACGGAGAUUUUGAAGGAUUCCAACAAAGAUCAUCUCAUGGAAAACGAAUCGCGUAAUCGUAUUCUUGAGGUGGUGAAGAAGCUUGAGACCAAAAUAGAAGUCAGCACUGGUUUCACAAGGUUCCAAGUUUAUCCGCAGUCGUUUGACGACACACGGACCCUUGUAAUCGAUGUUGAUAAGUCCAAAGCCAGUUUCUUACAGAACGAGUACAUUUCCGGAGUGGCUAAUGAGAUCGAAAUCCGACUUAGUAACGUCAACGCAUCUUUGGCGACCACACUGGGAAUAGCAAGCGAGUCCAUCCCCCAAUUCAAAGUACAAGAAUUCAUUGAGAAUGCUCGCAAGGCCUCUGGAGGCAACAUCUUGGCGUUUCCAAAGUUCAUGAUAUCGAUGAGGACAUACCAAAAGUAUAACAGCAACAUAGUGGAGUACCUUUUCCAGUCUUCUUUCGGAGGCACAGUGGAUAUCCGGUGGAACUUAGGGUCUGUGAAUCUCGUGAGGGAAAUGUACGCUGUUCACAAAAAAGCCUUGCUUUCUCGGACAGAUUAUACUCACGAGAGAGCAGGAAGCUUACAAGAAGAAACCAGCAUAGUCAAGAAGCUCCCAGAGCAGCCAAACGAAUUGCCCUCAAAAGAAGAUCUCAGAAAAGACAUUGAGAAGAGUUUUGAGCGUGUUUCGAAGGAUAGCAAGUAUGUCUAUGUUCCAUUGGCACCACCGAUUAUUGAAACCCCACGGUUGAAAGAAUUGGGAAAUGCCACACCGCCGCUAGAGUGGUUUGGAUUGCACCGCAACAAAUUCCCCGACGCUACACACGAGUAUGCUAUUGUUUCGAUGCAGAAACUCAUCCAACAGAUCGAAGAGCAGUACUCCAAGGCACUCAGCACGACAUAA